Molecule: messenger RNA, 1246 nt
Organism: Cyclopterus lumpus (lumpfish)
Lineage: Eukaryota; Metazoa; Chordata; Actinopteri; Perciformes; Cyclopteridae
Product: PC-esterase domain-containing protein 1A-like
Exons: 9
Coding region: 53-1246 (397 amino acids)
Source: RefSeq, a predicted model, not a curated record
CUUAAAGACGUUGUCAAAUUGGAGAGGCAGAGUGGGGUAACGUUAAGAGAUUAUGAAUUGUGUGAGCCAUCGGCAGGCCAGCCAGCUGCUGCACAACAAGUUUAUUGUGGUGCUGGGGGACUCCAUUCAGAGGGCUGUAUAUAAGGACAUUGUUCUGCUAUUGCAGAAGGAAAAGUUUCUGUCCACAAGUCAACUGAAGCGCAAGGGAGAGGAGUGUUUUGAACAGGACUGCCUGGUGGAAGGUGGUUCUUUGAAUAGACUGCAUAAUGGAACUGGGUACAGGGAGGUUCGCCAGUUCCAGUCCGCCCACCAUUUAGUCCGCUUCUAUUUUGUGACGCGGGUUUACUCUCCCUACAUGCGGAGCAUCUUGGAAGACUUCCGCAAUGGCUUGAAACCUGAUGUUAUCAUCUUCAACUCCUGUGUUUGGGAUAUUUCCAGAUACAACUCCAGUUGGCUCGAAAACUAUAGGGAGAACCUAUGCACGUUUUUUGCUGAGCUAAGGAAGAUUGUGCCUCAGGAAACGCUGGCCAUAUGGAACCUCACCAUGCCCUUAGGAGAGACUAUCAAAGGCGGUUUCCUGGUGCCAGAGAUUGAGCACAAGGUUUCUCACCUGCGUUAUGAUGUGAUUGAGGCCAACUUCUUCAGCGGUACUCUGGCUAAUGCCUAUGGAAUGGAUGUGUUGGACCUCCACUUCCAGUUCCGCUUUUCCCUGCAACAUCGUACUUGGGACGGAGUCCACUGGAACGCACUUGCCCACCGCAAGAUAACAUCUCUGCUGUUGGAGCACUCUGCACAGGCCUGGGGUGUUACUAUGCAACUGGCUGUUGUGGAGCAUAGCCAGGAUUCUUCUCAGCUUCUAGCCAAUGAAAAUUCCAAACCUGCAGAGCGACGCCCAUCAAGGAGAAAUUUCAGCUCUGGAGAGGAGUUUUCAAAUGAUUUCCAGCCUUUUAGUUUCUUGAACAACCCGCAGCCACGUGCAUAUCAACUACCGCCACCCGGCCUAAAAAAUGGGUUCAGCUAUGGGCCGCCUGACAAGCACCAUCAACAGAACGUGAUGAGGAGGCGACAUGUCAGACACCACUAUGCUCCAUACACCCAUCCGAAUCAUGGCCAAAACAGCCACCAUGGUCAUCAUGGUCAUGACGGCCAUCAUGGCUAUCAUGGCCAUCACGGCUAUCAUAGCCACCAUGGCCACGACAGCCACCAUGGCCACUACAGCCAUAAUGGCCACCACUACUACUACUGA